CGCAGACACGAGCGAUCCGAUCCGAUCCGGAACUGUGCCGGCCAGCCAUGGCGACUAGGGUUUUGCUCACCGCCCUCCUCCUCGCCUUCCUCCUCGUCGCCACCCCUUUCACCGCCCGAGUUGCUAGAGCUGAUUCGGAGGAAGAUGCUGCUGCAGCUGAGGUUGUUGAAGGGGCUGAUCUAGGUAUUGUGGGUGAUGAUACACAGGUUUCCAGUGAUGGACCUUUAAGCCCUGCUCCUGGUGUAGAGACAGUAGUUGUAUUCCCCAAAAAUGCUGGCAAAAUUGUACUAGCAGGUGAAGAAACUGAAUUACUAGUUGGUCUGCAAAAUGAGGGUAACCAUAAUUUUUCCUCCCAUUUCUUUUCUCUCUGUUGUACUGGCAUUAAUUUCCUUUUAUAUACUAUACAACUUUUUGCUGGUGGCUCAUGUUGAGUCCCAUCUCUAGUCUACCCCAACUUGAUUGGGACCAAAAGGCUUUGUUGCUGCUUCCAUUGGAGUAAAUCAGUGUUUAAGGUAGAAUUAGCAGUGAGCUUGGAUUACAUCUGUCUAUUCACGCAAAAUAUGUUAAGUGCAUGCUUGUGUGUUCUAUGUAUUGUUUUGUUCAUAUGUAGUAGCACAGUGCAAGUUCAUGUUCAUUUUUAUUUGGGGCAGCAUGCAGUUCUAAAAUUUAUUCGGUUAUUCAAUGUUGGCCAGAUAGUUUGUAUAUUACUAGUUGUGUGUAAUCAUCAUGUUCGUUGUAACUAUUGAAAGAAACUUGGUUGUAGUUGAACUAAAUGGAGAACAUAGAUUGCAAGGCAUGGUUGGCCCUUGACAGCACCAGUUUGAUUUUUGUUCGAUGGAUGUUUGUAUACUGUUCACCAAAUUUAAUUGGAUACUCUCACUUUGGAUAGUUGGUCUUAUUAGGUUUACUACAUAUUCAUUUGCGGCUAGAAGUAACACCAUGAUUCAUGUAAUCAAAAUUUAGGCAUGGUUAUGCAGGUGUUCAUAGUUAACGCCACGGUUUUAUUGUCUUCACUAUUUCAUUGUCAUGCUAAUUCCUGUGUAUGCUACUAUGCUUACAUUGUAUUUACAGGUGAAUCGACUUUGAAUGUUGUUGCUGUUCAUUCAACUCUCCAUCUUCCUUUUGACCAUAAUAUGUAUGGCCAGAACCUUACUGUUCAGAAUUUCUUCAACGCAUCAGUUCCUGUUUCUGUGCAAGCAACCUUCCCUUAUAAAUUCGUUGUGAGCAAGUUCUUGCAGCCUGGAGCUUAUGAUCUGGUUGGUUACAUAGUGUAUGAGAUCGACCAGCACCCUUACCAGAAUGUAUUCUACAAUGGCACUAUUGAGGUCGUUGAGGCUGGAGGCUUACUCAGUGUUGAGUCUGUGUUCCUCAUCACCCUUGGAACCGCUCUUCUUGGUCUCUUUGGAUUAUGGGCAUAUGGCCAGGUUCAGCAGCUCUCGAAGAAAACGAAGAAGGCCCCCAAGGUGGAGCUCGGAACUGGAACAACUGAUGCCAACAUCGAUGAGUGGCUGGAGGGCACUUCGUUUGUGCAGAGAAGCAAAUCCAAGAAAGCAGACCUGAAGCUAGCUCUCCAGAGUAGUUAAUCCUUGGAGGAUCUAGAAUGAGGCAUUUGAGGGUAGCCCUUCACAAGUGACUUCUGCAGAAAGAUAGAUGCCUAAGGAGGUGCUGAAAAAUGUAGUUUCGUGGUCGAACAUCUUUGUUGACACCAUUUUCGACCUUGUGUACUUCACAUGGAACUUUUCUUCAAACAAAGUUUUGUUAAAAAAAGGUAUAUGCUGUUGUCUCUGUGAUUUCUGAUCUUUUA
Messenger RNA from Zea mays, 1804 nucleotides. RefSeq lists its product as uncharacterized. The record is from RefSeq and is marked provisional. Gene Ontology annotation, cellular component: endoplasmic reticulum membrane; endoplasmic reticulum. Lineage: Eukaryota; Viridiplantae; Streptophyta; Magnoliopsida; Poales; Poaceae. The coding region runs from base 966 to 1583 and encodes 205 amino acids. The transcript is spliced from 7 exons.